AUGAUCUGGUGGUGGUUGAUCCUUACAUCUUGUAUAUACGCUGCCCCCGUUCACAUGGGGCCGACUCCAUUCUGGACGAGUGUCCACAUACAAGAUCUGACCUGGAGGCCCGAAUGCAUCGUCGACAGGAACUGUGCUGACAUGACAUUCACCGUAUCUUUUGAAUCAUCGACAGGUGAAGGAAGAAAACAGGCCUCGUGGCCAUUAAGUCAGAUCACUGCAGAUGUAAGCAUUGUAUUAUAUAAUACAACAAAUUUAUUUAUUUUUUAGAUUGUCAUCUUUUUAUUUUAGACUUCAAACGCCGAACUGACAGUAUAUUGGAAGAACUCGGUCCAAGAAAAUAUUACGAUAGAUUCGAGUUUGACAGCUACAGAUGUCCUCUUCAACAUUCCCAGACCAUGCGACCAAAGUGGUUCUUUAAGAACUUUUGUUCCGUCAAUCAAAGCAUUGGCUUCGAAUGGCCCUUCUUCUGAAUAUUUGGUGAAUCCUGAGGAGACUCGGAUUGUGGGAUUAGUCGGGAAAUGCUACCAUGCCGUGGCCGAGAUAAGACUCUAUAAAGGACGCUGUCCUUGGUGUCUGGAGGAUAAAAAGGAACAAGGAAAGGAAGACGUCAUUGUAACCGUAAGCUUGACAUCUUCAAUUCUCAUAUGAUCCCACAAAAAACUAUGUUGUAUAUUUUAGGACAAACUACAGUUGACGGAGAUCUUAGAAUCACCGUACCUAAUUGGCGCUGUCCUUGUUUGUUCGGCAGUAUUUUUCAUUGGGAUUAUCCUUGGAUCGUACUGCCUCCACAAGGCCUAUCAGAUCCAUAAAUACAACGAACAUUACACUACGACAUCUCUCCCGGACACAGUCUUCAGGGAACAAUUGCGUUCUGUUUCCAACAUUCCCAUGCCUCCUAUGUUGCGACCUCCACUUCUGCCUACUCAUCAUCAUCUGAAUAGCGACGGACCGUAAGUAGAUUUAUAAUUAAUAAGCUCUCAUGACAAUGACAAGGUCAAGAACAAGAUCGAUUACGUAACGGCAGGUUAUAUGUGUGCUCAUUUCAGAUAUACAUACCCUCAAUAUGAGACUCUGGAUUCGGUAGUCGAAAAGAAAGAGGCCAACUAUGACUCAGCCCUGGAUUCGAGUGAUACGGACACUAGCCCCAACGGUUCCUUCUCCGAGAAGCGAGAAGACAAAGGAGAUUAUGUAUAA
Bursaphelenchus xylophilus (pine wood nematode) is the source of this 1197-nucleotide messenger RNA. The record is from the annotation of a GenBank genome assembly. Lineage: Eukaryota; Metazoa; Nematoda; Chromadorea; Rhabditida; Aphelenchoididae.